UUCCUUGGUUUUCAAAUUUUUGCUACACACAUGUAAAUUUUUAUAGGGUUAUAACUGCAUCUAUAAUUAAUGUUUAGUCUUGUGAAUUUUGUUUCCUGGUUAAGCGAAGUGCUUAGCUCAAAUCUGCAAGAAAAUGAAGUGGAUAAUAUCACAGAAUCUGUUGAGAUCACAGGAGAAACCUCUCCAUUAGCUGAAAACCAAAUGAUUGAACAUGCACUAACAGCUGGUAUGGUUGAUUCAAAUUAUGAACAAGAACAAUACUGGAAUGACCCAUCUUUGGGCAAUGAUCUUGUACUUGACUGUUUACGAACAUCAGAUUCUGAGGACUGGGAUGCAGAAAUUGAUUCUAUGUCAUCAGAAGCAAUGUCAUGCCCCCCCAGUGAAUGUAGUCAACAGAAUUUUGGCCAUGAUCCAAAAACAAAGCUAUCAGAUAUGAAUGGUGCUCUUUCUCAAGAUUUAAGAGAAUUCCAUUUACAUGAUUCAGAUUCUGAAAAAACACAAUAUUUUGAUGGUGAAUGUUUCCCAAAGGCAUCUACCCAAAAGGAGUUAAAUGUACAUUCAAGUAAUGAGACUUCUUUGUCUGUUCAAAACUGCCAUUAUAAAGAACACAAAAAAACUAUAGCAUGUAACUUUUAUGCAACAAAAUCUAACCCACAUUCUGAACAUAAAGUUAAUCUUAAGGUUAAUCCUCAUCAUCGCUCAUAUGAUUCGAGUAUAGUCAGGUGUGAUGAAGGUUUACCAAACCAACCACAAAUUGCUGAACCUCAAAAUGAGAAUUCCAAACAACAAUUUGUGAAAGACAUUCUAACCAACUUCCAAGAUUCUAUUCCACAUGAUAUUACCAAUGACUCGUCAUUUUCAAAUUCUAACCAAACAUUCAAUUAUGAAAAUAUGUUUCAUUGGGACUUUAUGGAAAAGCUAACCCAUCUUGAAGCUGCCUUUACGCAAGAAGAAAAACCAACAUUUUUGGACACACUUAAACAAACAUUGGACUGUACACCCCCUUAUUCAUUCCUGUUAUAUCUCAUUGAAAACUAUUGUUCCAAUGUGCUUGAGGGAAAGAAGUCUUUGGCUCAUGUUGUUUUGACAGAGUUUGAUAAGUGGCAGAGUGAGGGAUUGUUUAACAACAUAUCUCCUGUGGAGAUGGAAAAAGAUCGAGCCCUGUGGAUUGUUACGACUCGCAAGCUAUAUUUAUUUGACUUGUGUAGUAAAGUUUUCAAGCUUGAUAGCAAGGGAAAUGAGUAUCUUCAAAGACAUGUUUAUUAUCUUCUGCAGAGUAGAAAAAAGUAUAAAGAGGCUGUCACGAUUGCACGGAAACUCAACUUACAACCUUGUUUUCAACCUAUGGAGAUAUUGUUCCCACUCGUGAUACUAAACAAAGUUCAGCUGGCUGAAAGCUAUAUCGCAAAUUGUCCUUGGCAGCAACGAGCAUUCGUUAGUAUGUUAGACAAACUUUGUGUGAUGUCAGAUGAGCAACUGGACGAUCUUACCAGUGAAAUCAUUCCAUCCAAACCCUCCAGUAACAAGGUUACGCAAGCUUCUUUGACGAAACUAGGCGAACGAAUUGUCAAGAAAUUCACACUUAAUCCCGAGGAUUUUCCAGCAUUGUUUAAAGCCAAGAACGUGAAGGGUUUGUGUUAUUUGCUUCAUCAGCGACAGAAAGAUAAAGGAGGAUCAAGUAAAAAGUGGGAUGACCUGAUUGAGCGAUGUGUUGGAAGCAAUAGUUCGUUACAACAAAGUCUUGUCGAAUUACUCACUGAGUUUGGAGACCAAGAAGAGGCUAAAAGAUGGGAAAGAUAUUAUCAACUUUCCUCCAUCCAGGACUGCUAUCAAACUUCUGAAAAGGCUGAGUCAAAGCAGGAGGAUUGGGAAGACGAAAUUAAGGUGAAUGAGGAAGAGUGUUCCCGUUAUAGUUCAACUGUGCAACUUGGCAAUGAACCGGAUUUACUUGAGAAAUCACUGAGCCAGCAAUAUCGUCCUAGUGUGAAGUAUCUCUCGCUUGAUAUUUCGAUGGACGAUAUAUAUUUUGUCGAUGAUAUUGAAUCACUGCGUUCCUGUCAGAGAGCUGUUUCUAAGCCAGGAGUCACGAUUGGAUUUGAUGCAGAAUGGAAACCACAAAUGUGUCAGGCUGGCUUAGCACAGAGAUUAUCCAUUGUUCAACUAUCGCUACGAGACAGGGUGUUUAUUUUGGACGUUAUCGCGCUUGCAGAACAUGUACCAGAGAGUUUGCUAUUGGCUUUUGGAAAUGCUGUUUUUUCAAACGAAAACGUAUUAAAACUAGGAUAUGGUGUUGAAUCAGAUUUCAAAGCACUGGUAACAACGAUACCAGUUCUUGAAAAGUCCAUUAAAAAGAUGAAGCGUUUUGUCGAUUUGUGCACGUUGAGUCAACAGCUGCUUGAAAUGCCAGCCAUCAAGAAAAGAGUUGAGUCAACCACACAGUCUCUUACAAGUUUUGGUCAUUUAAGUGAAAAGGGUUUAAGCUUGUUAGUACAGCAGUGUCUAGGGUUACCUUUGGAUAAAACAUAUCAACUAUCCGAUUGGGAACAAAGACCAUUGUUAACAAAACAAGUCGAAUAUGCAGCUCUUGAUGCUCGGUGCCUCAUCGACGUGUUUGAUGUGCUGAAGAAAUGGAUGCGUGAUGAGAAUAUUGUGGUUAAUUUAGACGAAUGCAAUCCUAGACUUCCAUGGUUGUUCCCAAAGAGAAGCAGGCGAAAACAGGGGAAAAUUGUGAAGCACCCAAAACCAGGAACGUCUUCCGUUGAACUAGAGCGAUUAAAUGAACCAGCGAUGAAAGGCUGUCCGAAAUCCCCUCGCGGGUUUCGUGUUGUUGUAGACAACAUGUUGCAAGGGUUAGGACGGUAUUUAAGAUGUUGUGGUGUUGAUGUUAUCAUGUUGGCCAAUCAGGAUGAUCACGAUAAGGCAGCAAAGAUUGCAAGACGUGAUAACCGAGUCAUAUUAACAACGGGAACACCUUAUUAUACUCUACGUUCCCAGGUCCCACUCGGCCAUUGCAUGUGUGUUCCCGCUGGCGGAGCUAAAGAGCAGGUUUUAGCCGUUUUCAAACACUUCAACAUUCAAGUGAACGCUAGUGAUAUAUUCAGUAGAUGCCAGGUUUGCAAUGGUAAUGAAUAUAUUAAGGUAGGAUCGGUGCUAAUGAGACAAGCCUAUAUAAACUACUAUGAUUCGAGUCACGAAGGACGGAGAGACAAUGUGGAAAACAAUAAACCUUCAUCCCACCAGGCUCUGCCCUCUCCGUUAGAUGUAGAAACAUUAACUCUUUGUAGUGGCGUAAAACUAAAAAUCGAGGCACUACCCGAAGCAAUGUUGGAUAAAAUUGAACUAUUCUACUGCUGUGCUGCUUGCGGGAAAAUCUUCUGGGAGGGCGGGCACUUCUCUCGUAUAUGCGCACAGUUCUCCGAUGUUCUAAACAAUCCCGGCACUAUGUAAAUGUAAGGCGUUGAGACGAUAUGUCGUAACCUUAGACCAUUUUUAUCCAGUUAAUUAUUAUGCAAGUUGAAGUUUGUAAAAUUACCUGCUUUUGAAAGCCGUGGCUAUCUUUUCCCGCCAUUUUUGAAUUGAGUGUUUGUCGGGUAUUAAUAGAACUAUGUAAGUCGGAUGAUAACAUAAUUAAUCUGAUAAACAUGCGUGAUUAGAUCUUCUUUAUUCAUUGUUACUUUAAAGUGGUGUGUACCUUUAGGGGUAACUGGUUCCUUUGUAGUUCGUCUAGUUAUAAACUAUCGUGUUAUGUACGAGUGCGAACAAAAAGUCCUAUCUAUCAGGAUGCUUCCUCAACUCAGUAUCCAAAGGGGGCCUAAACAUUCGGUUUAGUUCAAUCAUCGGACAUCUGUGAUUUCUGGCACUUUGUAUUUAAUUAUUCAGUUUCUUGAAUCAAUUUUAACAUGCUAUUUUAUAUUCGUUACAUAAAUAUAUACGUACACAGGGUCCUCAUGGUCCUGGGUCCUCAUAGUCCUAGGUUCCUGUGAUCCUACGUACACGGGGCCCUCAUGGUCCUGGGUCCUACUUUUCCGGCAUGCCUGAGCGUUCCGCGUUGAUAGGCCCUGUUGUUAUUCCCUGUAAUUUGUCGUAAUUACCAAACAUUCUUUCACGCAAACCCUAAUAUUUACAAGUGCAGACGCGGACAUAGUUACAAGGAAUUA
Dendronephthya gigantea is the source of this 4157-nucleotide messenger RNA. RefSeq names its product exonuclease mut-7 homolog. Lineage: Eukaryota; Metazoa; Cnidaria; Anthozoa; Malacalcyonacea; Nephtheidae. The coding region runs from base 70 to 3447 and encodes 1125 amino acids. Gene Ontology annotation, biological process: nucleobase-containing compound metabolic process. The record is from RefSeq and is a predicted model, not a curated record. The transcript has 20 exons. Gene Ontology annotation, molecular function: 3'-5' exonuclease activity; nucleic acid binding.